Messenger RNA from Chrysoperla carnea, 1152 nucleotides. Its product is annotated as arrestin homolog. The transcript is spliced from 7 exons. The coding region runs from base 105 to 1064 and encodes 319 amino acids. Gene Ontology annotation, cellular component: cytoplasm. Gene Ontology annotation, molecular function: G protein-coupled receptor binding. The record is from RefSeq and is a predicted model, not a curated record. Gene Ontology annotation, biological process: G protein-coupled receptor internalization; signal transduction. Lineage: Eukaryota; Metazoa; Arthropoda; Insecta; Neuroptera; Chrysopidae.
GACUGCAAGGUGUACUAUUAAUUGACCCAGAAUAUAUAGAAGACCGUAAAGUAUAUGGACAAAUCACAUUAACAUUUCGGUAUGGUCGAGAAGAUGAAGAAGUUAUGGGAUUAAAGUUUUGUAAUGAGGCAAUAAUGUGCCUUGCUCAACUUUAUCCACCAAGUGUGCUUGGACCAUGCCAAGAAAUGAAUACCCCUUUACAGGAAGCUUUGAUAAAACGCUUGGGGCCAAACGCAUAUCCAUUUACAAUGGAAAUAACACCAUUAGCUCCACCAUCUGUACAACUUGUUCCAGCUAAAGAAUAUCGAGGUGCUCCAAUAGGUACAAGCUAUGACGUCAGAGCUUAUGUUGCUGAACGAGCUGAUGAAAAAUUACAGAAACGCUCAACAGUACGAAUGGGCUUACGUGUGUUGCAACAUGCCGCAAUACCACCACACAGAACAAUUGUGAAGACUUUCAUGAUGUCAGAAGGUCAAAUUGAACUAGAAGGAUCAUUAGACAAGUCAAUUUAUUCACAUGGCGAAUCAGUGUUUGUCAACAUUCAAGUAAAUAAUCGUAGCCAUAAAACUGUUCGACGAAUUAAGGCAUUUAUAGUUCAACAUGUCGAUGUGUGUAUGUUUUCUAAUGGUAAAUUCAAGAAUGUGGUAGCAAAUAUUGAUUCGAAAGAAGGUUGUCCCAUUCAACCCAACACUACAUAUACCAAAACAUAUGCAUUGAAACCUGUACGUAGUUCGACAAAAAAUUGGAUCGCAUUGGAAGAUAGUUAUAGUAAAUUGGGCACAAGCUUAGCAUCCACAGUAACACCUACAUCAUCAGAUGGAACGCCUAGUGAACGCAACGUGUUUGCAAUUUACGUAUCAUAUUAUGUGAAAAUAAAAUUAAUCAUAAGUGUUGUAACCGUAACGGAGGUGUCCUUAAAAUUACCUUUUACUUUAAUGCAUACGUGCACUGAUUCAAUUGGAAUGGAAUAUGAUGUUCAACAGACCAUCUCCGCGAAUAUGUUACCAUCGUUAAAUUUUGAAAAAGAGAAUAUUCUCACAGAAAAAGCUGCUGAUGACACAUGAGAUCCGGUACCGGGUACAACUUCAACCGUUGAUGAUGAUCAAAAAUGUUGUUCGUCUGAAGAUGAUGACCAUCAUAAUAUUAAUAAAA